This is a messenger RNA of Cucurbitaria berberidis CBS 394.84, 1415 nucleotides long. Its product is annotated as DUF1295-domain-containing protein. The coding region runs from base 157 to 1278 and encodes 373 amino acids. The transcript is spliced from 2 exons. Gene Ontology annotation, cellular component: membrane. Lineage: Eukaryota; Fungi; Ascomycota; Dothideomycetes; Pleosporales; Cucurbitariaceae. The record is from RefSeq and is a predicted model, not a curated record.
CGCACCCUAAUACACGCCACGAACCAUCCCAACCCCCCCGCGUUACAUCACAUGCAGAAUGCGGGGAAAGCCUCCAAGUCCCCGCCAGAGCAAUAAAGCUCACGGUACGACUGGGGCGAUAGCAAACCUCACUCUUAGGCUCCUACACUGAUCAAGAUGGCGUCUGGCUGGUUCAGCACGUCCAAGAGCGAACCUGCUAGGCCUCCGGAUGUUCGCGUCCAGGUCGCAGAUAACCCAUCUCACGACUUCUACCUGCAACCUAGCUCCUCCACCCGCGGCGCAGUACCAAACCGUACUUAUGUCGACCAGACACACUCGAAGACCCAUGUGCAUUCAGUCUCGUUGUUCGAUGUCGGCAUUCUGAAAGACACACUGGUCCCAUCGCUCACUCUUCACUCUGGCCUUGCAAUCAUCGCCUAUGGAGCAGCACGAUAUACACAACGGGUCGAAGCCAAAGACUGGCUAUGGCCCAGUGGCCAAGUCGCGAAUGCCUGGUGGUCAGCUAUCGGCCGACGCCUCGCUGCAGGCUUGACUGUAUCGCAAGCUUUCAACCGUCUAUCGUGGCAUGAGCGCGUCAUGCUCACGGGUGUCACGCUGUGGGGCGGACGCCUCUUCUAUCGCGUCGCUCGCCGCUCGAUUCAGCGAGGCGAGGACGACCCGCGCUACGAAGAGGUCAAGAAGGAAGACGACUUCUGGAACACCGCACUGUUCAAAGUGUUCAUCCCGGAAGCUUUCUUCCAGAUGCUUAUUAGCUUGCCCUUCACUGCCCCAUUCCGCCAUGAAGGCGCCGUGAUGAUGGGCUAUCACCCUCAUAUUCAGAUGUUCGCAGUAGGCCUCUUCUCAGCUGGCUUAGCUCUUGAAACUAUAGCCGACUACCAGCUCGACGAGUACAAGGCGGAGGGCGGCAAAGGCAUUUUGAGGGAGGGUGUAUGGAGCAUUGUCCGCAACCCCAACUAUCUUGGUGACGCUCUCGUACACAUCUCCUUUAUCGUCAUGCUUUAUGGCUCAGACAUGCUUGCACCCAUCGAGUUGCUGGGACCCCUUGCCAACUACGGCUUCUUGCGCUUCUUCGGCGGAGAUGCUAAGAAGGAGAAACAUCAAGAGCGUCGAUAUUCUGCUUCUCAGCCCGAGAAAUUCGCCGAGCUUGAACGAUUCCGUGCCGAUAAGAAUGCUUUCUGGCCGAGCGCGGAUGAGCUGAGUAAUAAGUGGCUGUGGACAGUGUUGGGUAUUGGCGGAUUGGGUAUCGCUGUCGAGCAGACGCUUAGAACGCUACACUAAACUGAGUCUUAAUGAACAGAUGCGUGGAUAUUGUUUCUGGGUUGAAUUUAUGUCCUGGGUUCGGCGUUAAGUGUCUUACUCCAAUAGUCCUAUAUCGAGCACCUGAUCAAUUACGAGUUUGAAAUAACCCUGUUAUG